AUGGUCAUUGCCCGUUUGUUACCACGGACGCUCCUUGAACUGGGAAGGAGAACAACGACCCCCGGCAAUAGGUUGCUGGGGGACUUCCCCACUCCUCCAUCUGGAAACAGAUAUAACCCGCGACCCGCCAGUGUCCAGUCACAAUCACUUGGUCAGUGUAGAUUCACUAUGGUCAGCCAAAUCGUCGUUGCUCUGUGUGUGGUGGUCGGGCUCGCCUCUCAUCAUGUAUACGCUCAGUGGUCGGGCAUGAAUCAGGGACAAGGCCAAGGUCUUGCUCAAGGUCAAGGUCAGAUGGGAGGAUUAGGCGGAAAUGCAUGGGGCGCGAACCGAGGUCAAGCUCAACUAGGUGGAUGGGACAACAGUGCGUGGAACAUGGAUCAGGGUGAUGGAUUUGGUCAAGGUAUGGGUCAAGGCCAAAGUCAGUUUGGUGGAUGGGGCAUCGGUGCUUUGGGCAUGGGACAAGGAGGAUGGGGACAAGCACAGCCUGCUGGUUUAGGAAUGGGCGGCAUGUUCCAGCAAGAACCCAAUCAGUAUAAGACCUGCAUCGCCAAGAACUCGAAUGGGGACGAGAUGAAAGUCACCUUCAGCAGAACUCGCAUCUCCUCCAACCAAGCGGCAACUCUCCAGGGUCAGUUCCAGUUGGUCGUCACUGAAUUCUCUCGCACUGAAGAGGUGUGUUCCAGCCGUGCUCUCGGCGACAUCCUGACCGACCGUUCCUGGUGGAGCCAGUCCCGUACUCCCCGCGGCAUCGUGGGCACCCCCGUCACCAUCUACCAGGGACAGACCGCCACCUCCUCCGAGACCGUGGAGAACCUGUCCUUCGAGGAGCUGACAGGUCGUGGACUGGCUCUGUGUCCCUCUCACCAGAUCUCUGGGUCCACCUGCAUGGACGCCAUCCCUCUGUGCUGCAAGAUCGGCUUCGACAGUCAGCCUGCAACCACCCCAUUCACCAACCAGAACCAGCUCUUCGGCCAGGGACUUCUCGGCAUGCAGAACCCAGGUGGCAACAACGGCAAUGGUGGCGGUUUCGGACAAGGGAUGCCUGGCGGAAUGGGAGGCGGAAACAUGAACACUGCAGGCGGGCAAGGACUGCAAGCUGGUAUGAACCAAGGUCUCCCAUCUGGUAUGAACGGCGGUAUGAACCAGGGUCUUCCUUCUGGAAUGAACGGCGGCAUGAACCAGGGUCUCCCAUCUGGAAUGAACGGCGGUAUGAACCAGGGUCUUCCCUCUGGAAUGAACGGUGGUAUGAACCAGGGGUUCCCAUCUGGAAUGAACGGCGGUAUGAACCAGGGUCUCCCCUCUGAAAUGAACGGUGGUAUGAACCAGGGUCUUCCCUCUGGAAUGAACGGUGGUAUGAACCAGGGGUUCCCAUCUGGAAUGAACGGCGGUAUGAACCAGGGUCUCCCCUCUGAAAUGAACGGCGGUAUGAACCAGGGUCUCCCAUCUAGACUGAACGGCGGUAUGAACCAGGGUCUCUCCUCUGGAAUUAACGGCGGUAUGAACCAGGGUCUCUCCUCUGGAAUGAACGGCGGUAUGAACCAGGGUCUCCCCUCUGGACUUAACGGUGGUAUGAACCAGGGUCUCCCCUCUGGAAUGAACGGCGGUAUGAACCAGGGUCUCCCCUCUGGAAUGAACGGCGGUAUGAACCAGGGUCUCCCCUCUGGAAUGAACGGCGGUAUGAACCAGGAACCUCUACCCGGAUUGAACGGUGGUUUCUAA
This is a messenger RNA of Haliotis rubra (blacklip abalone), 1719 nucleotides long. RefSeq names its product PE-PGRS family protein PE_PGRS16-like. The transcript has 2 exons. The coding region runs from base 1 to 1719 and encodes 572 amino acids. The record is from RefSeq and is a predicted model, not a curated record. NCBI's taxonomy places the organism in Eukaryota, Metazoa, Mollusca, Gastropoda, Lepetellida, Haliotidae.